UCAGGCCAAAAGUAUGAAUGAUUCUGGGAUAGCAUUAGUAAGGCUGGCAAACUGUUUAGGGUGACAGGGGAAAAAAUCUAAUUUAACAAAAAUCAUUAUAUGCUAGCAAAAAUCCAUUCUUCCAUUCUUUAUUUUUUAAAAAAGAAAUCCCAGUUCUACAAAGAAUGGAUGGACAGAAAUAUCUGAUCUGUUUUAGAUCUCUUCGAUAAUAAUAAUACCAAGCUUUCUUGAGACAACAAACCGACGUCAUUUUCUCCAGCCAAUCAGCUGUAGCUCGAGCCAAAACACGGAAGUGAUAGAGACAGUAGUGAAGGUGGAGAACUUUUCAUCGUUAUCAAGAGAUCCCUUGAGUACGGACAUUGUAGCCUAAAUACUAUGUCGUUAAUGUAUUAAUAAAAGAAAAAAAUCGACAAACAUUGAAACGUCAGUCCUCUUCGUUUGUCUUCAUGGCUUCCUCUUGGUUUCGCUUUUGGUUGUCGUUGGGCUUUGCAUUUUUAUCCAUUACCAUUGCCGUCAUCGGACAAAACUUGGUGACCCCGCCAUGGGUCGGGAUGCCUCAUCUCCUUUCGGCCGCGUUUGGCGUCUUCUCCGUGGCAGGAAUGGCUCUCAUCUGGAGGGACAUACACUCGAAGGUGAAAGGAGAAAACCGGACGCUAAACAGUCUGUUGAGCCAGUAUUUCGCGGUGAAAGUCGUCGGCUGGCUGGGCAGAAGGCAAAGGGCAAAACUCGAGGCGGACACGCUGAACGUCAAACAAGUUCAGGAGGAGACUCUGCUGAGGCGCGUGCAUAAAACAGCAGAUACGUGUUAUGGAAAACGGUUUGGUUUCAGCUCAAUCACAGACAGUGAGGCCUUUCGGAUACGGCACCCCAUCACCACAUAUGAGCACUACCGUGAGCUUAUCCAGCGUAUCGCAGUAGGAGAGGAGAAGGUGAUCAUUGCUGGGAAGCCCCUGAUCCUGGCCAUGACCUCCGGGACAUCGGGGGCUAGUGCCAUGCUGCUCAGCACCAAGGACACCAAUACUGAGUUCUUUCUACAGGGGGUGGCUGUGUGUCUCGAUGCCAUGUGGCGGGCGUUCCCCGAGACCAAGAGUCUCCAGCGCACCACCAAGUUCUUCUACACACCCACUUUUCGCCAGUCAGAGGCUGGCAUUCCUAUUGGGCCAAACUCCUCCACACCGGCCUCCUCCCGCCAUAUGCUCAACCUCUACACCACCCCAGCGCCUGCCUUCGAGGUCCCUAGUGAGAAAGACACCCUCUACCUACAUCUUCUCUUUGCUUUAAAAGACCCCAGUGUGGGAACACUCGAGUCCAACUUUGCCUCCACCAUCUUCUAUGCCUUCAUUGCCUUACAGGAGCGCUGGCAGGAGCUGGUGGAGGAUAUUGAGUUAGGGAAAAUCAGUAGCUCCCUGACCCUGGAACCUAAAGUGAGGGCCAAGCUGGAGGGUUUGAUGAACCCUGAACCGGGGAGGGCCGCCGAGCUGCAGGCCCACUUUCAGGAGGGCUUCAGAGGAAUUGCUAAGCGCCUAUGGCCUCAACUCAACCUAGCGCUAGCUGUGGACUCUGGUUCCAAUGAGAUCUAUGGGGAGAUGCUGAGGGAGCACUAUUGCCAAGGAGUGCCUUUUUACUCUCCUUUCUAUGCUGCCACUGAAGGUCUGAUUGGGGUAAACCUAUGGCCGAAGGAGCUCUCCAGGCGGUACCUGCUGUGUCCACGCUCCAUGUUCUGUGAAUUCCUCCCUGAGACAAGCCUAGAUGAGGAGCUGCCACACACUCUGCUGAUGGGGGAGGUGCAGGAGGCACAAAACUAUGAGCUGGUCAUCACCAACGCAUCAGGACUCUUCAGAUACAGAAUUGGAGAUAUCGUGAAGGUGGUUGGAUUUCACAACCAGUGUCCAAUAGUAGAAUUUCAAUACAGACGUGGUCAGAUGCUGAAUGUUCGAGGGGAGAAAAUAUCUGAAAUAUUAUUCCUGGGGGCUCUGAAGAAAGCUGUUGCCCAGUGGCCUGGAGCCCAGCUAAUUGACUACUGCUGUGCUGAGAGUGGCCUCAUGGGCGAUUCGAUAGGAGGCUCUGAUCCUCACUAUCAGGUGUUUUUGGAGCUGAAAGGAGUGAGGAACCUCACAGAAGAACAACGGUAUAGGUUGGACCAAUGUCUGCAGCAGAACUCUGCUGUCUACAAGUCGUUUCGUAUCAAAGGUAGCAUAGGACCCAUGAGGGUACAGCUGGUGGCGGAGGAUGCGUUCAAAGAACUUCGCAAGCAGAUGAUGACUUUCUCCAACACUUCACCCAAUACCUUCAAAAUGCACCGCGUGUUGCGCAGGAAAGAAUUUGCUGACUUCCUCAUAGGAAAGACCAUUUCCUGAACGGCUGAUGAAAUGCGUUGUGGGUAAGAUGACCAUGCUUGCAGUUGCUGUGUAAGCACCGACUGGAUACCAUGGAAUAAUCUUAAAGUACCCUCAUUCUCCAACAAGGCGCUCGUGGAUUAAAGAUUUAUCCAUUUGGGCACAGUGUUUUGGACAUGAAACCGUGAAGUUGCAUCAGUAUUUUUGACAAAUGUAUGAUAAAACUCUACUGUAUACUAUGAACAGGGAAGAAUAUAAGGCACCAGCAGAUAUUUGAUGGAGUGUAGAUAGAUCACUGCAUGGAUUUCUGGUGCAGCUAUUUCAACUGCUGCAUUGGAAAUACUUGUACCACUAAUUUAUUUGCUAUAGUGCUCAUUUGAUAUAAGAAUUUUGCCCUGCAAAUGUUUUAUUACUUGUUUUGCACAUCUGAAAUAGACUCAAAUAAGAGUGAAAAUGGAAAAACAAUUGAAUCAAGUCAAAAAGGAAAAUUUAAUAUAUUCUGUCUCUUGCUUACAUAGAAUCACAUUGUCUCAGUGAUUAACAGUAAAGAUUAAUGGAUCUCUUGUGUUGUUUGGAGAUCAUUUUGAAGGGAGCAUAUGCAAGUACUUUGGCAAGCCUGGUACAGCACUUCAGCAUCUGGAUGGCUUCUCACCACACGUUUUAACUGUGUCUUACCCAGGAGAUGAACGCCCACCACUAGAGAGUGCUAGUGCUAUACUGUGCACGUUUGACAUGUCAGUGGGACUGUAAAUGCUGGUCGGUCUUCCUCACAAGGCAUAAAAAAAAAUCACACAGCUGUAACUGAUUAUUUACACGUGGAGCUGAAGUGCUGGUCUCUUUUAUGUCGGCUGAACACACAUGAAGCUUGAGGUUAAUAGCAUAACUUUUAUUGCAUGUUAAUGCAGAAACAGUUAAAUUUUAGCUGCUCUCAUCUAACCCAUCUUGACAUCUGUGUGUGAGGACUUCAUAAGUCAACAUGCUUAUCUGUUUUUAUGACAUAUUUUGUAUUAUCUGUACUGUAUCUGUACUGUAUUCAAGUGGAAGACAAAUACAAGGUGCCAAUUA
Messenger RNA from Lampris incognitus (smalleye Pacific opah), 3401 nucleotides. It is a transcript of the gene ghdc, whose product is annotated as GH3 domain containing. Gene Ontology annotation, molecular function: acid-amino acid ligase activity. Bases 447 to 2357 code for a protein of 636 amino acids. The record is from RefSeq and is a predicted model, not a curated record. NCBI's taxonomy places the organism in Eukaryota, Metazoa, Chordata, Actinopteri, Lampriformes, Lampridae. The transcript is spliced from 11 exons. Gene Ontology annotation, cellular component: cytoplasm.